Messenger RNA from Selaginella moellendorffii, 1130 nucleotides. RefSeq names its product (S)-coclaurine N-methyltransferase. Bases 60 to 1076 code for a protein of 338 amino acids. NCBI's taxonomy places the organism in Eukaryota, Viridiplantae, Streptophyta, Lycopodiopsida, Selaginellales, Selaginellaceae. The record is from RefSeq and is a predicted model, not a curated record. The transcript has 7 exons.
CUUCUUUUUGCUAUCGAAGGUAAUGAUAAUUAAUAGAGCACAAAGGGUUUCGACAAAUCAUGGAAUCAUCAAGACCGCUGGUCCUCGAGCCUUUCGGAGUGUUGCACCCAAUCCUUCAAAAGCUGCCAGAAUUUCUAGUGCGAAGGCUGAUCCGCCGCGGUGUGGCAACGCAGCUGCGCUACUUGUAUGGAUUGUCCGCUGAAGAGCAGCUCCAGGGCCUUGUUAAUUUCGUCCAGAAUGCCAAGAAAAUGCCCGUCAUGGAAGCAGGGGGCUCUUUCCGGGACGAGCUUUACGAUGUUGACUUCUUCAAACUCCUGCUUGGAAAGCAUCUCAAGUACAGCUGCUUGCUUUAUGAGGAUCCUUCGUUCACGGACGAGCAAGCUGAGGAAGCCAUGUUUAAGCUGUGCUGCGACAGAGCACGCAUCCAGGACGGGCAGCGUAUCUUGGAUCUUGGAGGCGGCUAUGGCGGACUGGCUAUGUAUACCGCGCAGAAGUUUCCUUCAUGCCAGAUUACUUCCAUAGCCGAUUCAAGAGUCCAAACGGAGCACAUCCAAGAGGAAUGCAGAAAAAGAGGCCUGGUAAACGUUGAGGCGAUUGAUUGCGACAUAACAAGCACCAAAAUCACACAGACUUUCGAUAGGAUCUUCUGCAUUGGCGUUUUCGAGCACAUGAUAAACUAUCAAAAGUUUAUGAAGAUAGUGUCUGAUCUUACGAGCGAAGGAGGUCUCCUCUUCGUGGAACAUGUCUGCCACAAGCUAUUCGCGUACCGCACGACAACGGGCAACAGGAUGCUGGCAGACGCAUUGCCAUUGUAUUUCCAGGACGAUUUUGUGAUACUGGAUCAUUGGCGAGUAAAUGGAACCCAUCAAGGACGAUCUUGUGAAGCCUGGAUGAGAAAUCUGGAUGCCAAAUUCGACCAAGUUAGCGCCUUGUUUGCAAAGGCUUAUGGGGAGGACAAUGCAAGCAAGAGACUGGCAGGCUUUAAAUCAAACCUCCUCGUGGGCGCGGAAAUGUUCAGCUACAACAAUGGACAGGAAUGGUUUGUUUCGCACAAGCUCUUCCAAAAGAGAGCCUAAUUUCUACGCACUUAGACAUGGUUUGCAAACAAUAUAAUUCCUAUCAAGAUUUUA